CUUUUUAGCCAUAGACAUCUCCUACUCUUGCAUGUCCACUCACAUCUCUCAGCCCAAUCAACUUGCACACUGCUUUGCCCCAGCUCCUGGAGCAGCCUCAAUCUUGUGAAGACUAAAGAUAUUAUAAAGGUUAGUAAUAUGCCUGAUAUCAAUGGAGAGGAGGAAGAGUUCAAGGAUGAUUGGAACUGCAUUUCAGAUGUCACUGACCAGUAG
Messenger RNA from Suillus subaureus, 213 nucleotides. RefSeq lists its product as uncharacterized. The record is from RefSeq and is a predicted model, not a curated record. The annotation marks the transcript as partial. NCBI's taxonomy places the organism in Eukaryota, Fungi, Basidiomycota, Agaricomycetes, Boletales, Suillaceae. The transcript has a single exon.